AUGAGACAAAUUUUAUUUAUUGCCAUAGUUAGUUGUGUUGGUUGGGGGACACCUGGUAAGUGAUACUGAUUCUUGUUCUGUUUGUGUUGAUAAAGCCAUUGUGAAGGUGAUAAGGAUGUUUUUAAACGAAAAAACAUGUUUUUACUUCAUUUUGAAAAUUAAAAAUCAAGAUUUAAAUAUAUAUACUUUGAUGAACAAAAUGUAAUGUUUCACAAUGUAAAUUUCCAAAUUUCAAAGUAAACUUAAACUAACAUAACACGGACAUUAAUGAAAUAUUGCAGAACCAAUUGUUGAGUUUAAGUUUGAGGAACAGCCAUUAGGUCAGGUGAUAAACUCGAAUCAAAGUUUAUCUCUGAAAUGUACAUAUACUGUAAAUAGUCCGGUGAAAGCAGUAGUGGAAUGGUAUAAAGAUGGGGUGCUAUUAUCGAGUGACUUUAAAGAGUAAGUUAAAAAGGCUUAAUCAAUAAAAAGUUAAUCGAACUAUGCUUAUUUUUAAUUAAAAAGGCCAAAAAUUGUUUUUAUAUAUUAUUCAUAGUACUUUCAACUUUUCAUUUACUUUGUUACCAAAUCAUUUAAGGUACAGUAAAUUUAAUUUAUUUGCAUACUACAGUAGUCUCGAGUCUAUAAAUUACUACUUUUCACAUUGACUCACGCUAAAACUUUCAGCAACAAGAUAUUAUUCAUAGAAAGGCCGAGUCCAUCGGACGAGGGUUUCUAUCAGUGCCAAGUCAAGUUAUAUGACAAAGACAAGGUCAAAUGGGUAUAUUUGUCACGCAAAGCCAAGAUUCAGUUAAGCAGGAUACGACACUUUGUUCACCAACCAAAGAGCCAGAAGGUGUUUCUGAAUCAGUCUGUCACUUUCAGAUGUGUUGUUGUAAGUUUUUCCCUACUAUCUUUGUAGAUAGGACAAUGUAUGUGUUUCUACAUGAUAUAUAAGGCAUAUCAUAUAUGGCAUGCUUACUGAAAAGGUAUAAUUUUUGUCAGAGGUAAUGUAUUUUUGUUAAGGAUGCAACUGGAACUGAAGAUCUGUCAGUAGAGUGGCUACACAACAAUCAUCGUGUUAUUUCUGGACACAGUAAGUUUUGUAUUCUAUUUGUUAUAUUUUAUGUUAUUUUUGUAAAAUACGAUGUAAGGGCUUUUUCAGGUCAAUUUUUUUAACUAUACAUUAUACUAAAAACAAUGUAAUUCUAGGUGGAGUAGUAAUCCUACCAUCAACAAACACUCUCGAGCUCUCUAAUGUAAAGAAGAACUCAUCAGGGACAUAUAAAUGCAUAGCACGUCUAUACGAGCAUUCUCUGACGAGUCAGACAGCUAUUCUGGAUGUUAUUGAAGGUAUCUCAUAUACGUUGAUAGUCAUUUUAUAUUUUUAGGUAUUGUACCACAACAACCAACCUUUUCCCUGAAGCCAUCUGACAAAGAUGUUUACGUUGGGCAAGAAUUCUUGUUAGAAUGUAUGGCCAAUGGCUCUCCGCAACCAAAAAUAACAUGGUAUAGGGGGUCAGAGGAGCUGAAGGUGGAUAACAACAGAUUACGAUUUGUGGGAGCUGACAGAUCAAAUGUUCUGGUUACCAAUGUCAAGCACACAGAUGCUGGAAACUAUUUGUGUGUCGUCGAAAAUGGCAAUGGCAAAAUUGAAAAUGCAGCAACUAUUCAAGUGAUAGCGGCUCCGAAGAUCGUCAAGAGGCCUAAAAGUGGGACAAAAACUGAGACUGAAGACAUUGAUGUAGGUUUUUAGACCUUAAUUGGGGUUUCGAAGAUUUUGACUGUACUUUUAUGAUGCUAAGCGUACUGUUAAAGGAUGCUAUGGCACUUAAACUUUAUUUUUUAUAAAACAUUUAAUUUUUACUAUUAUGUAAAAUGUUAUCUUCAGUUCGAAUGCACAGCCACAGGAGUUCCUCCACCAAGGAUAACAUGGUUUAAAGGAGGUGAGAUUAUCGUACCUUCAGAAUACUUUAUAAUUGAACCUGGUCGAUUGAGAAUCUCAGGGUUGAUAAGAGCUGACGAAAGUGUAUAUCAGUGUUUCGCUGAAAACGAGUAUGGAAGCGACCAGUCUGCUGCCAAACUUGUUGUUACUAAAGCUGGUAAGUGACAUUGUUAUAGCAUUAUCACUUUUUUAGAGUUUCUGUCGCAAUUAAUCGAUCAAAGAGUAAAUUAUACCGAAAAGGAGAACUGUAAGAUCGUGUGAUUAGAGUGACUUUAACACUUUUGCGGUUGAAAUAAUUUUUGUAAUUUGAAACUAGUACAUGUUGUUUGAAAGUAAGAUUGAGUACAUUUUUGAGACAUUCUGUAAUAUUUGUUACUUAAAAGGCUUUUUCUCGAUCUUUAAUGUUUGAUAGACGUUAUUUGUUACCUAAAAUUUACUUUUUUGAUGAAUAAGUUUGUCUAAGACUAAUAGAAUGAUGUUAUUGAACGCAGAAGUGUCAGUUAAAAGUCACAGGAUGCUGUUUUUAUGAAGUUUACCCACAGUUUUAACAUAAUUUACCUAAUAUAAUCUCUUCAUUGAUAUCUAUGUUGUUCUAGCCCUAACUCAAGCUUUAAUAUCUGGAGAAGAUGCUCGGCCUUUGUCGCCAACUAAUAUUCAAGUACAAGGUGUUGGUGGAAGGUCAGUUAGGUUAAGAUGGUCUUCGCCGAUUGGUAUUUCAUUGCCAGAUGAAGUUGAAUAUGUGGUUUAUUACAGAAAAGACACUGACGUUAAGUAAGUUUUUUGGGUAACAAAAAAGGAUGACACUAUACUUUAUAUGUAAAACAAAAAAUACUUUUUUUAAAGUUUUUCAUACGGAAAGUUAUACAUUGUACUUUAACUUUAAGGUUUUAUAUUUAACUCAUAUUUUUAGUGACCAAACCUACAACACAACGACGUCAUCAGCGACAUUGUUGUCGUUGGAGCCUGAUACCGAGUACAAGAUUGCUGUAUCAGCUGUUGAGAAUCACGUUUUGGGCAAAAAGUCAGAGGAAGUUACAGUAAGGACAAAGAAAGAACGUAAGUUAUCAUGUCUGACAUACUGAUAAAGUUAUCAUUCUGAUUUUCGAUUUGAGAGGUUACUUUUUACAACUUUUAAAAACUUAAUUGAAUUCAAAAAGCUAAUUAAUAAAGCUUUGAUAGAGUUAGUUAUUGAUAACAGUUUUGAAAAACAUUUUUGAUCAUUUUUAAAAUUAAAGCACUAAAUUAUCAAAAUUUAAAGGAAAAAAUGAAAUUUGCAUAAAAGUUAUUUCAGAAAUUGUGGUUGGAAGUGCGAGAAACUUGAAAGCUAAAGUGUUGAGCUCAGACUCAGCUCAAAUAACGUGGGAUUCCCCAACAGACGCUCCUCUUAACAUCAAGUACAAGUUAUUCUACAAGAGAGCUGAUUCUAAUGGAGAAUUGGAAACUCAAACUGUCGUCGUAAAACCAACUUACACUCUUCACGGCCUCGACAAGAACUCCGAAUACGUAGUCAGAGUAGCGAGUGUAGGCCCUGACGAUCAAGGAAAGACUUCUGAUUCCCUCAAGUUCAAGACCUACUCUGAUAUCCCAGAUGCACCACCAUUGAAUGUGAAGGCUGAAGCUUACUCUCCUAAUGCCAUUAUAUUGAGGUGGAGUCCGCCGGUUGAAAAUAAAAGGAAUGGCGACAUUACUGGCUACAAGAUACGAUACAAGAUGAAAGGAUCGAAGGCGGUCAAUGUGAAUGUAAAUGGCAAUAUCAAUGAGUUCAAAAUUGAGGGAUUAGAGCCGGGAAACAGCUAUCAGAUCCGAGUGGCCGCUCAGACUUUGGUAAGCUUUAUAUUUUUUGAAGUUAAAAUUUUUUGAAAUUGUAAUAUAUUAGGUUUAAAAACGUCAAGUAUAUCAUGUUUUAGAAAAAUGUAAUUAAUGUUAAUUAUUUUUUAAUUUUCGACUUAAAUUAAUUACGGUAUGUUACAGAAUGGCACAGGCGUAUAUUCUGAUUGGGUAUCGGCAGUCACGCUAGAAGACGAUGAAAUCGAGACGAUUCCAGGAGGACCAGCUGAGCUUAUGUGUUAUGCCACUUCGAAUUCAAUUCAUCUCACUUGGAGUCCACCUCAAGGCAGUGGUGUUGUUGUUAAAGGAUAUGUUGUAAGUUAUUUAACGUUAUUUAUUUUAAAAUAUUUUUAGAUAUUGUUUUUUGGUUAGAAAAUAGUAAAAUUUGGAUAAUAUGGUUAAUUUCUUAAGAAAAUAUUUUGUUUUUAGUUGAUAUAUGACAUUUGAGUUUGUUAAAUUUGAAUAAUUUAGAUUGGUUGGGGUCUUUACAUACCAGAUGUUGAGAAAAUAACAGUCGAUGGAUCAGUUCAUCAAUAUACGAUCAACAACUUGACAGCCGGCAGAGAUUAUGUGAUAUCAGUACGAGCGACGAACAAUGCUGGUACUGGAUUUCCGAUCUACGAAACUGCAAGGUAAUUACUGCUGUUUAGUUCUUAGUAAACAGUUUCUAAGUUCUUAUCUAAAAAUUUGAAUAUUUAAAAUUUAAUAAAAGCUUGAUAAUCUUUUUGGAAAAAACUUUUGUUGCAGUACUCUCGAAAGAUCAGCUUCUCCGCCACGAGACCCAGGAGAACGUCAGAAGUCGGCCAUCGAACUAGCAACCCCAGUAGGUGUCCAGGCCGAAGCAGUAUCGGAUGGUACUAUCAGAGUAUCAUGGACAGACACUACAAAUGCGUUCAAUCAAGUCUACGUGGUCAGAUACUCGAGUAACGAAGAUCCUACCCAAUUCUACUACAAAAACUCAUCUGAUACUGAGACUUUGGUCGAUAAUCUACAGCCAAAUACUCAGUACGAGUUUGCAGUAAGUAGGAAGGGGGCUUCUCAAUGGAGUAUGAGUACGCUGUGCAAGACAGGAUCUUCUGCUCCAUCGUCGGCACCAAGGGAUCUUACUGUAGUACCGAAUUCACCUACAGCCAGACAUGACCCGAAUACUGUAACUUUGAAUUGGCAGCCGCCAAAGUAUGCUAAUGGUGAAAUUGAAGGUAAGUUUUUUGAGAAUAUUUUCAAAUUUUCUAUGGUACGAGCUAUUUCUGGUAAAUGUAGCCUUACAAUAAGGAAUGUCUAUGACAUGGCAAUAUCACUUUCUAGAGUACAUUGUUUUGUAUUCUGACCGUCUGGACGUUCCUGACCGUGAAUGGAUUGUCGAUACGGUGAAAGGAGAAAGAUUGUCGAUGAAGGUUGUUGGUCUAACUCCGAAUUCAGUCUACUAUUUUAAAAUUCAAGCCAGGAAUGUAAAAGGUUAUGGUCCUUUAUCUCCGGUAGUUACAUACACUCCAGGACGAGUAGGUUACAACACGCCAUUGGGCAACAACAAUGUUGUACGUGGUGGAAGUGGUCUGGGAAGUGUUUUUGGCGACUUUGAGUAAGAUUUUUAUCAAUUUUUUUUUAUUUCAAUUUGUGUUAUGGUCGUAUCGUGAUGUAUAUUUUGUUGUUUUUUGAGUAAUUCGUACUUUAAAAGUAUUAAAGUAAAAAAAGCGAUAUUUUACAGAUCUUAAAACAGUAAAAAAGUAUAGUAUAUUACUUAAAUUACAAUAAAAUUUGCUUUUUAGAAAGUACAUGCCAUAUAUUAUCCUCGCCAGUGUGUGUGUUCUCUUCACGAUCAUGCUUAUCUUGUGUAUCUUUUUCUGUGCCUCGAAAUGCAAAGGAGAGAAGAAGGACGAGGGUCGUGUUGGCUACGUCAUGAACUCAAAAACUCCAACUCACAGGAAGUCAUCAAGAGGAACACCGCAGAAGGAUUGCUGGAUAACACAUCCAUCUAAUAGGGUAGAACUGUUCGAGGUACCGAAUGCUUCAGUAAAUGAGUUGAAGAGACUGACUAACCAUUCAGAGUCACCAAUCCCACAUUAUCAGCAUCUACAAGGUUGGUUUAGCUUUAGAUUGGUGGGAGUUCAGGGGUAUUUGAGUAGAAUACGGAACGGUUGUUGAUAUUUUGAAUCAUUUUUAAUGAAAAGUGUAGUAAUAGUUAUUUGUUUUCAAACAACGUGCAAUACUAUAAAGUAAAAAGGUAACGUAAGCUUAAAAAUAGUAAAAAACAUGUUAGAACUGAAAAUACAAAAUUUGGUUUUAUAUCUAUUUUAUUGUCUUUUUCCCCUGUCCACCCCUAAUUUCUUACCCUAGCGCGCUCUCGUGAGGGCUCUAAUUGUUCCUUUGUUCCUCGACCAACUGAUCGUGUACCCACAGUGUCUUUUGCACUGGAUUCGCGACAGAAUUAUCGCAAAUCCCUGCCUCCAACCUUGAACGUGAACUCGCGAGCAUCAGCUCAAUCUCAACGAGGUAUUCUUCGAAAUACGACUAUAACUCCCGAAAACAUACGAUCCAAGUCGUCGUUGAGUAACGACUCGGCCAUCAUGACUCAGUCGUCUCAUGAAGCGUCAUCGGCUUGUAGCUGGGACAUCAACACCUGUAACUACGUAAAGGAUGCUGCGUAUGUUAAGGAUGCGCGACGAGUAUCGGCACAGUACGCGGUGCUGAAGAACACCGACCGAAUCAUAUCGACAAGAAACACGCCGACAGAAUCUCAAGGCGAUGGGGAUAGUAAGUGGGAAGAGUGACCUUCUGUUCUACUGUGUUCAACGUCAAAAUGAGUGAAGAAAAUAGUGUCAUCGUUACGUUAAUAGUUGUCUAUAUUUCUUACUGUGGAUACUGUAACUUUUAUAUACGUUGAACGUCUAAUUGAAGCUUAGAUUGGCCAAUGUUAACAAAUACUAAUCAAAGUAAUAAGUUUGGGUGGACUGAAGACUUAUCAAAUGUACUUAACAUAACAUGAGAUAAUACCUAAAAAAGUUUGAUUUGUUAAGUAGCGCUAAUUUCUUGACGUAUUUUACAAAAUAAUUACGUUUUAGGUAAUGGCACGGUACCAAGAAAUUAUCACCAGUCGUCUGUCAGUUUGGAAAGUCGACAAAGAACACCUCAGAUAUUGUACACGGGCUCUAAUCGACAGGUAAAUUAAGGUUUUUUAAUUGGAAUUGAUGAUGUGAUAUAUUACAUACAUCAACAUAUGCCUUACUUCAUAUUAUUUAUACUUUACUGUAUUAUUAAGUGCCGACAUAAAGAACCCGCCAUACUUUGUAAUUCUUAUAAAAAAUGGCGGGUUCUUUAUGUCUGCACCUAAUAUUACCCUUGCUAGGCUGAUAUAUUAUAAUUAUUUUUGUUUGAAUAACUUUAUUUUAUUAGUAUCUAUACGACCAUUUUUAGCAAAUAACUCGUAUCGAGUUGGGAUCAGACAAAGGAUCAUCAUUUGGAGGUUCAAACACCGGCCUUCAAGGCGGAGAAACCCCUCCGACCGCUUCGGAUGGCAUGUACCAAACCGUACGGUCGAAUCCUCUCCGUUCCUUCGUUAACAGUGCCAAUCCGCCCCCGCCGGCUUUAAAUUUGUACAGUUCCACUCCACCGGAGCCUCGAAUGGCCAGUGUUCGACCGGUCGUAGUGGCUUCUUCGACCAGCAUCAACCGGCCGAGUAAGUGGAUUGGUUAUAUAAUGUUGUAAUAUUAGGUUGUUCGAAUAAUUCUGUUUCUCAACUCUAAAAAUUUUCUUUGAGCACAGAAUUAUUUGAAAAACCUAAUAGAUUACAAUAAUGUUGUGGUAGAGUUUUGUAAAUUUUGUAUUAUAGUAGGUUCUAAAGAUCUUAUAGUAGAUUCAAAAACAUGUUAUCGUAGCUUCUGACGAUUUUAUAGUAGCUUCUAAAAACAGCGCAGUAGCCUCUAACGAUGUUAUAGUAGAGUUCCACUUUCUUUGCAAAGUUUUGCUCUCUAAACUUUAUUUUGUUUACAUUUUUCGUGGGAACGCUGACGAUGUUUGAGCUCCGAACUACUGUGUUUUUGUAAAAGAUUAUCGUUUCAGCAGUUUUUCAUAAUUAUAUUGAUGACGUGGGACUUUACUUUGAAAGGAUAAUCAUCUAAAUCAACAUGUUUUCAUAAAUUAAUUAAUGGGUUGUUGUAAAUGGCACAAUUUCGGUGUAAUUACAAUGUUAAUAUGAGCAGAUUUUUACUGAAAUAGAAAAAAUAAAAAAUUUUUAAAAGUUGUGAUUUACAUUGUUUUUGAGCUUAUAUUAGAUAGUUCAAAUAAUUCUGUGCUCUUUUUUAAAGAAAAUUAUUGGGAAUAGGGGCACAGAAUUAUCUGAACAACCUAAUAAUUCUUCAAUUUGAAAUAUUAAUUCACUUUUAUUAAUGACAAAAAGACUAUUUUCAUAUUGUUUUAGUGUCCAAGUUCAGCAAUUCGGUUCUACCAGUCGGACGAGCCCAAGCUCAGCCACGGGUCAACCUCUCCAAUUACUCGCCAAACUACUCGCUUCACGGGUCUCGAGAAGAUUGUACUAGUGCUCAAGAUGAGGACCUGGUCCAGGUCAAGGCUCGCAGUAAUCAGGUCUCGCCGGUAAGUUGUUUUUUAUUUAUGUGAUGUUAUCAUUGAUAACAAAGGGUAAUAUAAAAACAUCAAUUGAAGACGUGGAUCAAUCGUUCGGUCUUUGGGGUCGUGUCGAUACUGGGUUUGCAUAAACAUAAAUAGGUCUUUUGACAUUUAGAGCCGAGUCGAAUCUUGGAAUUGAAUGCCAAUGUUAUUUAUUAUUACCUAAAACAUUGAUGUAGGUAAAGAUAAAACUGUUAAGAGUAUAUCAUUAUACAUUUCAAAGAACUAUUGUAUACUAUACUUGUUUGGGCCUAAAAGUACGAUAAGAAAAGGUUAUGUUGAAAUUGAUAGAUAACAGAUAUGAACAUAGCAAGAGAGAUCAUGUAUAAUAUAGAGAGACAGUUGUAGUAAUAAACAUAAUGCAGGAGGAAGAGAAAAGACAUUUGUUGCCACAGAGAGAGAGGAAGCAUACGUUAAUAUAAAGAAAGGCAGAAAGUCUGUUAUAGACAGAAACAGACCUUAUCACAGAGAGAACCCUCUAGAACAAGAUAAAAAUUCUAUUUUUAGCCGCAAUCAGUGAUCCACGAAGACGUGAACGCAUCUCAAAUCGAAAACAUCAUAACGCAAUUACAAAGUAUGCAACACGACUUUGACAACUAAACAGCUUUUACCAUCUUCUCAAGUUAUACUGUAAAUAGUACGAUCUCAAGUCACUUGCCGUUUAAGUAUUAAUAAAUAUUAUAUGUUUUACUAUGUUCAUAUUGUUUUAAAAUUCUUUGAAUAUUGUUUACUUUUUGGGUUUUAUGAGUUACUGUAAAACUUUGGUAGUAACAUUACUAGUAAGGAUCUACUAGUAAGAAUUAAUAUUUAAUAAAAUAAACAUUUUUUUUGAACUCAGAAUGAGAAAAAACAUAAAAAUUUAUGGUUUUCGUAUUUUAAAACAUCCAAAAUUUUAAAUAGUAACAUAACUAGUAAGAAAUUUUAAAUUGUAAAAUCAAAAUUAUAGUAAUAUUGCUUUUGUGUGACCUAUUCUACUGGGGGGCCUAUUCGUCAGGGAACCUAUUCGCAAGGGGACCUAUUCUCCAGGGGACCUAUUCGCCCGCAACGACCUUGUCGACCCUGAGGAUUUCUCCCCUCGACUAUCGCGGCACAUUUGAUAAAAAAGAAAAGUCCCCUUUUCGGAUAAAAGAUAAAAAAACCUGAGAAAAAUAGGAGUGUAUUCAGAGAUCGCGCAAAAGUUAGAGGAAAAAGGAAAGAAUAAAAGGGAAUCGAAAUGAAGGGAGAGCGGCAGAGACGCAAAAAGUCAGAGAAAAAACGAAGAAGUAAAAGCGCUCGAAAAACAAGAGGAGUUGCCCCGCGCGAGUAGCGCAGUGGCAGAUAACUGGCGUCGCUAUGAUAUUAUAUGAAAUUUCGAAUCCGGAGAGUCGGGCUAAGUUUUUUUGCAAUUUUUAAUUUAAUGUUGUAAGGAUUUGAUAAUAAAGUAUUUUGGAAUAAAUAGGAUUUAUUAGUAUUCAUGAUUUAAAAACAAUAUUUUUAAAAGAACUCUUGGAAUAAGCUGAUACCAUUUCCAUUUUUUGUGAACUGGCCAGUUUUAUCAACAAAUUUACUUUGCCUUUCACCUACAUUCCUCACUUGAGCCGUUUUCAAUAUGUGUUUAAGCCUUAACGAAAUUUUUUGUUUUAUAAUUUGAUUUGAAAGCUGGUAUGUUGUUCAAAAAGUAAUUAGCCACGAAAAUUCAUAUAAAAAUUUUUUUUUUGCUAGACUUGCUGACCGUGCUUAAACUGUUUUAAGUUUUAAUGCUUUCUUUUACACAAUUGUGCACAAGGAGUUUAAAAUUUUUAUUGUUUUGAUUUUAAAAUGGGCGUUAUUUUGAAAUUUUGCAAGCUUGGUAGAUUUAUCAGACUAUGAAUAACAACACAUUAUUCAGCUUCAUAUACAUAUUUGAAUUCGUAUUUCUACAACGCCUUGUGAAAGGACAAAAACUAUCUUUUAGACUGUCAAUGUUACCUAGCUUUAGCUGUUACUAAAUUAUCAAUGUUGAUCAUCUUAUUAAUAUUUUACGCUUUGCUUGGAUCAAACAUUACUUUAAAUGGCAAAUUAGGCUAUUCUAGGCCAUCUCACUACAAAUAUAACCUAAUGAAUGCCAUAUCUAUGAAAUUGACAUAGAUACUUAAUGUUUACACUAACGAUGACAUAUUCAGUAGUACAGAUGUCAUAGGAGGAUGUUUUCGAACGCUUUCGUCACAACAAACUUGUACACAACUAUAAUACUAUAUUUAGAGCACCAGUCGCUUUCACAAUCCCAUUCUUGUUGUUUGGCCGUUCGUCCGUGGCCCCUUGUGCUUUGCUUGGGGAGGGGAGAGUGCGUCCUUCCCGCCCGCCUCGUGUCAUGCCCCCAAUCUGUGUGGAGGGGCGGUGGCGAAGUUUCUGUCGAUAUCUCACCCCUUGGCCUAAACGUCGCCCAUUGUUCCGUGGUAUAAUCGUGUAUAUCUUUGGUAGUUUUAUGGCUUGUACUUGUACAUAUGAUUAAUACCUUUUAUGGUAACAGAUGUUACUAAGAAUACAGUUAUAUAGUAGCUUGUUAUACAUUUUGUGAAUAAUAUUCUAUCUUUUGACUCCAUUUGCCUUUCGAAAUCAGUAGAUAUCGCUUUUUAUGACAACCUCAAUGUUAGCCUCACCCACUGCAGUAAGGCUAUUGUCCUCUUGAACAAGAUCCCAUUCAAGAGGUCAAAUAUUAUGCUAAUGGCCUACCACAAUAUGUCAGACAUGUCCCGUGCAUAUUAUACAAAGCCCUUUCGAAAACAUUAUUUUGGUGGUUUCGGAACGAUUAUCAGUUAUUUCUUAUCAGCCCCGACCCUUAACUGCCAUUUUCAAUUAGAAUUCCCAUUUUGGGGAUCUUGUGAUCGCUUCGAAAAGUUUUGUUUUAAAGUCCAAAUCAUGAUUUUGGUCUUCAGUUUCGUGUUUUGGUGUUAUUUUAGCGUCAAUUUAGCUUCGAAAACAAGGUUGUGAUAAUAUCGAAUUGAUUGGAGAUGUUUAAAUUCUGUAUUGAAUCAGUUUUUUUGAAUUUUAUACCUAAAGUUUUAAUUUUCUCAUUGAAAAUCAUUUUUUAGGUCUAGCUUUUCACAGAUUAACCGUUUUUAUUACCCAAUCCAUUAGAAAUUCUCUUAUUUUUAGAAGAAAAAUGAAGAUUUGGGUAAUAUAAACAAGUUUGAGCAAUAAAAACGGAUCAAUUCGUUGAAUUAAUACCUAAAUUAACAUCCCAAUUUACUAAAAUAUAUUUGAAAUUAUUUUGAAUACCUAAAUAUCAAUAAAAACGUUAAUUCCAAUCCUAAGAAUUAUUGUUUUUGCCGCUAAAGCAAGACCUUUCUGUUUCUGCGCGUUUUUUUAUCCGAACAGCAGUUUUGUUGAAAAAUAUUAUUUUUACACACGCGAUAUUACACUAGCUUCCUACUCCUCUACACUUGAUUUCUAUUUCGAGAAACGCGGUUAAAAACAUUGUUUUAUGUACCUUCUUCACCAUGUUAUAAUAUUACUCUAGCGACAUUAUUAAUUUUGUGCAUUUCAGUUCAAAACUCGUCCUAUCGAUUACCAAAGUUUGGUCCAUUGCACUGGGGGAAUAGGUGCGUAUGGACAUUUCAUCUGAACAGCCCCAACAAGUACUGUCACAAUUCCGUCAGAAGACUCUUCUGAAGGCUCAAUAACCCAGUUGGUGAGUUUUCUCGCUUGAAUUUGUGUUAUUUGUGAAGUAUAGGGAAUUCCGGAUGUUGUAGUAGGUAUUCGGAGGUUCGAAGCUUUGAAUGAUUGUAUUGGAUAUUAUAAGGUGCUAAGUAGCAUCAAAAGUUAGUAAAGGGUCUUGUAGGGAAAUGUUGAGUUAUUUAAGGGCUUUAUAUUGUUCUUAGGAGUGAAGGCGUUUAAAGGUAACAAUCACAUUGGUGCUUUUUAAGUUCAUGACGAUGUAGACUGCAUAUACUGUAAGAUAUGACGUGAUCAUUGAAAAGAGGGUUCUUUUGGUCAUACACAAGGUCAUUAUUAACAGCUCUGAAAAGGUAAACAUUGAGGUUGGAGUUUGUUCCGAGUUGAGCUUUUUUGUUACCUAAAAUUGUAUAAACAGAGGAAUUCUAAAGUAAUAUCAAUUUGUUGGAUUUCCAAACAAUGUAAUAUAUAGAUUGACUCUGUAUUUGUUCUAAGGACCUAAUGGUACAGUAGGUAUGAAAGUUUUGUUUCUGUUUAUGUAAAACAAGAAGGAGAUCUUACACUGUUUUUAUAAUUAAAAAGUACUCUUAUACUUUUCGCAAGAAUAGGUAUAGUUAUGAUUUGUGUAUUGUGGCCAUUAACCUGUUCCCAAAGCAGUUGUGAAAUAAGUGGCUUCAGAUUAAGCUCUUGCUCUUUAGAGACACUACUAAUGGUGGUUUACGUGUUAUAUACGUUUAUGUGUAAUAGUUAAAGAGCGAGGAUUUGUUCGAUGUUGUAAUAGGUUAGAGGCUGUUUUGGCUUGAGGAAUUGAUUAGAAUGGACUUUAGAAGCAGGUAUAGGGAAGGACAUAUUGUUUUUAAGCCUAAAAUACAUCCUUAUCAAUACUUAUUCGCCAUGUUUUUCAGCUCCUUGCACUCCUUGUAACUGUCGUGGAGUCAGUUCCAAGGUCGCGCAGCCCGCAGGUCAAUCUCGACAAGAACGCCGAACCACCUUGGGACCCGGAUCCAAAAGUUGGUUGGCUGACUUGCUGAACUUUACCUGAAUCGUCUCACAGCUCUCAAAAUUACCGCCUAUCUCUCACCCAAAUCGCCCGUUCCCGCGCCUUUGACCACCGGCUUCACCGUCAGCUCGCUUCAGAAGCCUUGUGAGUGGGGCACUCAGUGCCGUUUGGGCACUUUCAUCUGUCGCCUGGGAAGGCCUCCUUAACGGGUCAACUUGUUCGGUGAGUUUUUUAUUAUAUUGUAGUUGUUUUUGCAUACUUCAAUGAAUUUUUAAUUUUUCUUUACAUUUUAAAGUUAUGGUUUUUACUGUAGUAAUGACCUUUUUGGACAAAUUACAGUAAUAUAAAAGGUUAUUGUGGCUUACUUUUGGACUGACAUGUAAUCUACCUUCAUACCUAACUUAAUAUCAACCCUUUUCAGUCAUGCCUGUAGUACGAAACGCCAAAACCUUUGGCCAAACAUCGGUGGAGCUGGCCCAGGAAGUGGCCCAGCUGAAGAACACCCAAGGCUCCACCGACGCCUUCUUCGUGGCCGACGUCGCGUUGGUGGACGAGUUGAUGAACCGAUGGAUGGAGGUGUUGCCUCGCGUCCGUCCCUUCUACUCGGUCCAAUGCAACGCCGACCAGGUCAUGUUGGCGGCGCUGGCCCGCUAUCCCACCAUCGGAUUCCAUUGUACUACACGCGAGAACACGACCGAAGUCAUGGCCGUCACCGAGAACCGCGACCGCAUCUUCUACUCCAACCCCUGUUGGACGCGCGGCUCGCUGCGACACGCCGCUGACAGCGAACUCAACUUUCUCGGCUUCGACAGCGCCAGAGACUUGCGUCGGAUCUACGAGCAAGCCCCACAGGCCAAGUAAGUUUUGACAUAUUGUUGUAGAUGGCUUUUAAGAUAGAUUAGGUUUUUUACUAUAGAUUAUAUAAAUAUAACUUUAGUAUUUAGUUAAAAAUAGAGAGCUGUUUUCUAAAACUAUCGAUUUCAGCCUGCUACUGAACAUCUGCGUAGCGCCGAACGAAGAAGAUCUCUCCAGCACUUUUGGCUGCUGCCUCGAGGAAUCUCCCGAACUUCUUCAAACCGCCUUCGACCUUGGCCUCAACGUAAUCGGCAUCGGCUUCACGAUUGGCAACGGCAAGACCUCGCCCCGCAUGUUUGAUUCCUCCAUCGAGAUCGCCUCUCAACUCUUUGACAUUGGCGAGAAGAUUGGUCACGAUAUGAGGAUUCUGAACGUUGGAGGAGGCUUCGAAUCCGCUUCAUGCCACUUCGAAGCCGUCGCCAACUACAUCAACAACGCCCUGGUCGAGCACUUUUCCCACCGACUGAACCUGGAGGUCAUGGCGACUCCAGGUCGCUUCUUCGCGGCCUCGGUCUUCUCCUUGGUGACCAACAUCACCGAACGAGAUGAAGUCGACGCCAGCGACAUCACCAACGACGACUUCGACGCCGGCAACAAGGCCUUCGUCUACCGCACCAACGAAGGCUACUACGGUCCCUUCGGAUGUAUCAACCGCAACUCCACCCCGGAAUGUCAUCCAUUGUUCGAGACUCUGGAUAAGGACAUGUACUGCACCUCGGUUAUGGGACCUACCACCGACGAGUUCGAUCGUAUCAUGCCUACCUGUCAACUGAGACAGCUGGCCAUCGGCGAUUGGCUUCUCUGGUCUAAUAUGGGUGCCUACAGCCUUGGAAACAACGCAUCGCUGGAUUCGGAAUUGUGCGAACAACUCCCCAUUUACUAUGUUAAGGACAAGACCUAUUGGUAUGUUUUGAUUGAUAUUUAAAAGAUAUUUCGUUACGUUUGAAGAAUUUAGCAGCUUAGACUAAAAAUUAGUUUAAAAAACGUUUCUUCAGGCUUAGUAAUUUGAAAAAGUCUUCACUUUAGGUAUCAAUUUGUAAUCGUUUUUAAUCAUUAUCUUAUUUUAGGUACGACAACGACUCCGGCAUCGACAACUCGGCCGGCAACUCGGCCGGCAACUCGGACAACGAAUCUGUCAUCAGCGACGACGACGGCGAGGACCUCUCCGAGCGCGUCUGGUCCUCCUGGAUGGCGGAUUUCGUCGCGGGCCGUGAACGGGCCUCCAACUCAUUCUAA
Bursaphelenchus okinawaensis is the source of this 15095-nucleotide messenger RNA. Lineage: Eukaryota; Metazoa; Nematoda; Chromadorea; Rhabditida; Aphelenchoididae. The record is from the annotation of a GenBank genome assembly.